Molecule: messenger RNA, 1348 nt
Organism: Aspergillus heteromorphus CBS 117.55
Lineage: Eukaryota; Fungi; Ascomycota; Eurotiomycetes; Eurotiales; Aspergillaceae
Product: spermidine synthase
Exons: 5
Coding region: 155-1033 (292 amino acids)
Biological process (GO): spermidine biosynthetic process
Cellular component (GO): cytosol
Molecular function (GO): spermidine synthase activity
Source: RefSeq, a predicted model, not a curated record
UUCGUCUUUCUUCUUCUCGCCUGUCCGUCUUUCCUCUUCUUCCUCUUCUUCCUCUUCCUCUCUCCUCCACCGUCUCUCCCCCUCCUCUUCUUCUGCUCUCCGUUCGAUCUCUCUGCCUCGCCCGCUUCCCCUCCACCCCUUCCACUCCACCACCAUGAGCGACAUCACCCACCCCACCAUCAAGGAUGGCUGGUUCUCCGAGCAGUCCGGCAUGUGGCCCGGCCAGGCCAUGAACCUCAAGGUUAACCAGAUCCUGCACCACGAGAAGUCCAAGUACCAGGACGUCCUCGUCUUCGAGAGCAGCGACUACGGUACCGUCCUCGUCCUCGACAACGUCAUCCAGUGCACCGAGCGCGAUGAGUUCUCCUACCAGGAGAUGAUCACCCACCUGGCCAUGAACGCCCACCCCAACCCCAAGAAGGUCCUUGUCAUCGGUGGUGGUGACGGUGGUGUCCUUCGUGAGGUCGUCAAGCACGAGACCGUCGAGGAGGCCAUCCUGUGCGACAUUGAUGAGGCCGUCAUCCGUGUCUCCAAGAAGUACCUCCCCGGCAUGAGCAUCGGUUUCCAGCACCCCAACGUCAAGGUCCACGUUGGCGAUGGUUUCGCCUUCCUCAAGGAGCGCCAGAACGAGUUCGAUGUCAUCAUCACUGACAGCUCCGACCCCGAGGGUCCCGCCGAGAGCCUCUUCCAGAAGCCCUACUUCGAGCUCCUCCGCGAUGCGCUGCGUGAGGGCGGUGUCAUCACCACACAAGCCGAGAACCAAUGGCUUCACCUGUCCCUGAUCACCGACCUCAAGAAGUCCUGCAAGGAGGUCUUCCCCGUCGCUGAAUACGCCUACACCACCAUCCCCACCUACCCCUCCGGCCAGAUCGGCUUCAUGGUCUGCUGCAAGGACGCCACCCGCAACGUCAAGGAGCCUCUCCGCAGCUGGUCCCGCGAGGAGGAGGAGCGUCUCUGCCGCUACUACAACCAGGACAUCCACCGCGCCAGCUUCGUUCUCCCCAACUUCGCCCGCAAGGCCCUGGACGCCUAGAUUAAUAAGAUGCCUUUCUCUCGUUCGGCUCUCUUCUUCGGGGUGCGGCCUUCCCCCGCUUCGAGGCCCCCGCGAACCCUCCUCCGGCCGGUAAUCGAAUCGAUGAUGAUCUGACGAUGAUGAAUAUAAAAAGGGGCUUCUUUCAUUUCGCUCACUCACAGUGCACUAUCUUAUCUGUCUGGUCUGAUUGAUAAUGAAUGGGAGUCCCGCCCGUGACGCACCCCAAAAAAAGGUUCGGAAAAAAUAGUUUCUCUAUAAUACCACCUGUCAUCCACUUCGCAAGACGUUGGAUACCCACCCUCUCAUUCUUCUUCC